Molecule: messenger RNA, 5445 nt
Organism: Closterium sp. Naga37s-1
Lineage: Eukaryota; Viridiplantae; Streptophyta; Zygnematophyceae; Desmidiales; Closteriaceae
Source: the annotation of a GenBank genome assembly
AUGGCGCUUGCAACCAACGCCGCGAACGCUGCUCUGACUGCAGGAGCUGAUUCGAUUUCCGCUCUCUCGCAACGCUCGGUUGCUCCAGCGACAGCUCAGCAGCUUGCCUUCGCGUCGUCCGCCACAUUCGGAGCCACGAAAUCCACCCGUGUCAAUGCCACGUCAGCUAACCGCGUGCAGCACCAGACCAGGACGAACCAGCCCGGAAACCUCCGGUGCAAGGAUUACCCGAAGCCGGAUUUCGACUCCGAGCCGCAGCGGGAGGCUCAGCAACUCUCAGCCUCUUUUAAGAACCUUCCGCGGCCCGAGAAGCCGUUGAAAGUUGCAAUCAUCGGCGCCGGAUUGGCCGGGUUGAGCGCGGCGAAGUACCUGGUGGAUGCGGGGCACAUCCCCACCGUCUACGAGGCGCGCGACGUGCUUGGCGGGAAGGUUGCCGCGUGGCAGGAUGAGGAGGGCGACUGGUACGAGACCGGUCUCCACAUUUUCUUCGGAGCCUACCCGAACAUGAUGGAGCUAUUCAAGGAGCUGGACAUUGAAGACCGGCUGCAAUGGAAGGAGCACUCGAUGAUCUUCGCCAUGCCCGACAAGCCUGGGGAAUUCUCCCGCUUCGACUUCCCCGACAUCCCCGCGCCCGCCAACGGCGUCGUCGCCAUCCUCCGCAACAACGACAUGCUGACGUGGCCGGAGAAGGUUCUUUUCGGCAUCGGUCUUCUUCCCGCCAUGAUCCAGGGGCAAUCGUACGUGGAGAAGCAGGACGGGCUGUCGAUCUCGGACUGGAUGCGCAAGCAGGGCGUGCCGGAGCGCGUGAACGAGGAGGUGUUCAUCGCCAUGGCCAAGGCGCUCAACUUCAUCGACCCCUGGGAAAUCUCCUCCACCGUCAUCCUCACCGCCAUGAACCGCUUCCUCCAGGAGAGGCACGGGUCGAAGAUGGCGUUCCUGGACGGCCCGCCCACGACGCGCCUGUGCGAGCCCAUGGUGGAGCACAUUACCAAGGGCGGCGGACAGGUGCUGCUGGAGAAGCGGCUGCAGAGCAUCGAGCUGAACGAGGACAAUUCAGUCAAGUGCCUCAAGUUCCAGGGCGGGGAGACCGUCACGGCCGACCUCUACGUCUCCGCCAUGCCCGUCGACCCCCUCAAGCUGCUCCUCCCGCCCGCCUGGAAAGCCGACCCCUUCUUCCAGAAGCUCGACGGGCUGGAGGGCGUGCCAGUCAUCAACGUCCACCUCUGGUUCGACCGGAAGCUGAAAACCGUCGAUCAUCUGCUGUUCUCGCGCUCGAAGCUGCUCUCUGUGUAUGCAGAUAUGUCGGUGACUUGCAAGGGGUAUGCGGAUGAGAACGCGAGCAUGCUGGAGCUGGUGUUUGCGCCGGCGAAAGAGUGGAUUGGGAGGAGCGAUGAGGAUAUAGUGCAUGCGACGAUGGUGGAGUUGGAGCGGUUGUUCCCCACGGAGGUGCGUGCGGAUGGGAGCAAGGCGAAGCUGAGGAAGAGCAUUGUGGUGAAGACGCCCCGGUCGGUGUACAAGGCGGUUACCGGCCGCCAGGCGUACCGGCCUGGACAGACGACACCGAUCUCCAACUUCUACCUCGCUGGCUGCUUCACCAUGCAGAGGUACCUGGCAUCAAUGGAGGGGGCGGUGCUGUCGGGCAAGCAGUGUGCGGAGCAGAUCGCCACGCGGGGGGCGGGGCGCACGCCGAACACGGGCAUUUCAGUGCAGGACUUCCUGCAGAGGCAACCAGAGAUGGUUACUGACCGUCCCGCACCGUCCAGCACGUCGCCGCCCCCUGCCAGCGUCGCUCGUACCGCCUCCCCGUCUCCAACGAUGUCUCUCGUGGCGGCGAUUCUGCCUGCGACCAACCAUCACGUCGCCGUCACUCGUCAGAGUCGCUCCUACCGCCUCCCUGUCUCCAAUGAUGAUGCCUCUCGCGGCGUUUCUGCCUGCGACCAAUCAUCCCGCCCUCGGGCCGCGCUCGCAGCGAUGCUCCAGGGCGGCUCGGACGGUGCAUCUGCAGCAGCCGCGUUGCUCCAUGGUGGACCAGGGCCACCGACUCUCCCUUCAACACCUCCAUCCAUCCUCCCGCCUCUAACUCCCUCCACGUCAUCAUCAGCGCUUCCAGCCACGUCAGCAGCACAGUCUUUACAAGGGUCAGGGGGGGACGCAGCAGGAGGGGGUGGGGGUGUGGGAGCAGGAGGAGGGGGGAUCGGGGAGAUUGCAGCAGGGACAGCAGUCAAUACACAAGCGUCUCUGCCCCCCUCUCCUGCUUCAACCAAUCAGCAGCUUGUAUCCUCCGCUCCCUCAUCAUUUGCGCCUGUUACAGCAGCUGAUGUCCCCUCGUCUCAACUGCAGCCCAGUACUCUUCCCACCCUCCCCACCGGCCCAAAUCCCCUCCCUCUGGUCCCUUCGUCUCCCCCUUUCAGCUUCUCCCUACCCUUCCAGUUCUCCUCCUCCUCAGAACCUCCGCCCUCCUCCGCGCCCCCCCCUCCCUCAUCCUCUCCCCCAUCCCUCACUCCCUCUCUCCCCUCUACCCCCUCUUUCUGCCCUUCUCCUCCCUCUCUGCCAAGCUCCUCCGCUCCCUUGCCGCCAGACUCCCCCUCUUCCUCCUCCCCUCCCUCUCCCGCACCCCUUUCACGCACAUCUCCACCACCCGUGCCCAGUCCCUCGCCCUCACCAUCCUCCCCUUCCUCCUCCUCUUCUCCGGUCUCUGCUUCCUCGUCCCCCUCCCAACGCUGCCUAUUCGCAGGCCAGCAGCAGCCGUGGUUGCAAGUGUGCCUCGUCACCGGCGUCUUCGGCCCCUGCACUUGCACUCCCGGCGAUCCAAGCAGGCAGGCAGACCCAGACGCACCUGCAGCCCCACCAGCCCCACCAGCUCAAAGCUCCAACAUCUCUUCACCAGACCUGACCGCUGCUACUGCUGCUGGCGCACCGGGCACCAGUCCUUCUCCCCGUUCCCCAAACCCCCCUCCCCGGUCUUCUCCGUCCUCCUCUGCGAGACCACUUUAUUGUGCUCUCCUCGUCUUUCCUCCUUCUCCCCUCCUCUCCCUCCUCUCUCCUCAUCUCCCCUUCUCCCCUCUUCUCCCCAUUCUCCCCUCCCACAAUCCAUCCCCACCCCCUCAGCCAAUGAAUGCGCAACAGCUUGCCAUCACAGGGGCAGCAGUGGGUGGUGUACCAGCGAUAGCCCCACCCCCUCAGUUAAUGAACGCGCAACAGCUGGCCAUCACAGGGGCGGCGGUGGGGGGCGUGCUAGCGAUAGGGCUCAUACUGCUGCUGCUCUUCGCUGCAGUGGGCUGCUGCGGGGAUGUGUGUGGGGGCUUGUGCGGCGGGCUCUGUGGGGGCCGGCGUGGGGAGAGAAAGGGAGGGGACGAGGAGAGUGUGUGGGUGGGUGAGUGGGGAAAGGGAAGGGGGCCUUGGCACGUGAAGAAACAAGAGAAGCAAGAGCGUUCUGAGGAGGAGGUGGAGCAGGCUGGGGGGAGAGCGCAGUUGGGGACGGGUCACCGGCAGAGCAUCCCGGCACACGAGCAAACUUCUGAGUCGACUCAAAAGUCACCUCAUCACCGGCAGUUCAUCCCGUCACACGAGCAGAGGCACCGGGAGCAGCAGCAGCCAAUUCCUCCCCUUCAACCGCACAUGCCGCCCCUUGAGGAGCACAUGCUGCCGUUUCAGCAGCCGAUGCCACCCCUUCAGCAGCAUGCUAGGCUGAAGAAAGCACAACAGCACCAGGAGCAGCAGCAGCAACAGCAGCAGAAGCAGCAGCAACAGCAACAACAUCGUAACCAGAGCAGAGAGGAGAGGAGGAGGCAAGCAGUAACAGAGCAGCAUAGAGCAGUGGAGGACGUUCUUGCUAGCAGCGUGAGCACAGCGAUGCGCUUGGCUGAACAGAUAAGCUCAGGUGUGGGCAGCGGCAUGAGCAUGGAUAAGAGGAGGCAGCCGGUUGCAGAGCAACACAGAGCAGUGGAGAACCAGCGUGAGGAGGCUCUUGCUAGCGGCGUGAGCACAGCGAUGGGCUUGACCGAACAGAUGAGCUCAGGCGUGGCAAGGGGCACGGGCAUGGACAUGGGCAUGCGUGAUGCAGCGAGUGCAGUGCUUCCAUCCGUUGAGGAGCACAUGGGAUGGCUGGCAGCACAGGCUAGCUUGCAGAAGCAGCAAUUUCAGCAACAGCGGCAGCAGCAGAAACAGCAACAACAGCAGCAGCAGCGGCAGCAGGAGCAGCAGCAGCAGCAGCUGCGGCAGCAGCAGCAGGAGCAGCAGCAACAACAUCAACAUCAGCAGCAGCAGCAGCAGCAGCAGAGAGGCAUUGCAGAGCAGCAUGGGACAGGGAUCAAUCACGGGCAUCAAUACAGCCAACAGAAGCACCCCUCCUUGGGCCCCUUGCCACGUGCUGAUGAGCUACCUGCAGCCAUGGGAAGCGGCCAGGUCCAGCCACGGGGCACGGCGGAGCUAAGUGGUGCGGCCGAGGCAACGAGAGAGGGCGGGUCAUCGUUUGCUGAUACCGAGCAGACGAGGAAGAAGCAGCGAGGCAUGCACGCUGAGGCGGUGGACGGGGGUGGGUUAGGUGCGCAGUCAGCAGCAGUCACAGCUGCUGCCGUUACUACUGCCAUGCUGCCAUCCAGGGAGACUGUGGAUGUGGAGCGAGUGGUGAUCGGGCAGGUAAGCUGGGGAUGGGAGAAACCGGGCUAUUCUCCAUUUUUCAUCCGUCCCCAUCUCAUGUGUACUCCCAACCCCCCUUUCAUCUCCCCACUCUCCCUCUCCCUCCGCGUGCCCCUCCUCCUCCUGGCUUUCCCCCUGUCCCAGCUCUCCCCUGCCCUAAUCUCACAGCACAUACGUCUGUCCUCCCACCUCUCCGACUCUUGCGACCUCUCCCUGGCCCACAUCUCACAGCACAUGCAACUGCUCUCCCACCUCUCCCACCCACACAUCGUCGACACUCUGGGCUACAAGCUGCUGGCCGGCAACGUUUGUCUUGUAGCGACAGCCCACAUGUCGCAGGGGACCCUGCUCCAGUGGCUCAAAGCCUCCUCCCCCCCUCUACUGGACUGGCCUGCAAGGGUACAGGUGGCACGGUCGGUAGCCCGAGCUCUCACAUUCGCCCACUCGUGCGAUCCCCCGCUGCCACAUGGCGCGCUCUCCUCUCGCCACGUGUUGUUUGGGGCGGACCUCAAGCCACGUGUCGGUGGCUUCGCUGCUGCCAGGCUGAGAAGACUGGGGCACCGCAGGGAGUUUCGCGGAGAUUCUUCUGAUGACGUGGCUCCUGACAUGGCAGCUGAGGUGGUGGAGUGCAUAGCAUCGGACAUCCAUAGUUUCGGUCUCAUUCUCCUCCAUCUCCUCACCGGCCAUGACCCCUUUCUCUCAUCUCCAUCAAAUUCAUCAUCACCUUCCGCCUCGUCCUCUGCUGCCCUUGCGUCCGAUGCCCAGCGGUUGCUGGCUGAGGUGAGUAAUGAGAGGUGGGGUGCAUGA